Messenger RNA from Iphiclides podalirius (scarce swallowtail), 540 nucleotides. The record is from the annotation of a GenBank genome assembly. NCBI's taxonomy places the organism in Eukaryota, Metazoa, Arthropoda, Insecta, Lepidoptera, Papilionidae.
AUGUUUGCAAAGGUCGUCGUUGUCUGCGCUCUUGUGAGCAUCGUCCGUGGUGGACUAAUUGCGAGUCCUCACGGAGCCAUCUCAUCGCAGAGCAUAGUCCUUGGACAUCCUGCACCGGCAUACGCCAGGACUUACGCUGCGCCGGCCUUAGCUGCACCAGCUUACGCCUCUUAUGGCUUGGGAUUAGGCCACAGCGCAGUAGUUGCACACGCGGCGCCAGUCUAUCACGCUGCACCAAUUGCCCACGCAGCCCCCGUUGAGAUCUACUCGCAUCCCAGGUACCAGUUCAACUACGGCGUCGCUGAUGGUCACACCGGUGACCAGAAGAACCAGUGGGAAGCGCGUGAUGGUGACGUUGUGAAGGGCCAGUAUUCCUUGGUAGAGCCUGAUGGCACCAUCCGCACUGUCGACUACACUGCUGACGACCAUAAUGGAUUCAACGCAAUUGUGCGCAGACAAGGUCAUGCGGCCCACCCAGCCACCGCUCCUCUCGUCAAGACCGUUGUAGCCGCCCCCGCAUACGGUCACGGCCUCCUGCAC